AUGGUCUACGCAACCACAUCACUCCUCCUCGCUCUAACAGCCCUAUUCCUCUACAUCAUCCAAAAACAAAGCAGACGCAAUCACAGAAGCCAACAACGUGGAUGUCAGCCCCCCGCUAAAUUAUAUUCAUACGACCCAUUCUUCGGACUCGAUGUCACGCUUCUGACGUCCAUGGAUAUCCCGUCCUUGUCGAGGCAUCAUGAAAAACUUGGUAAAACGUUCGAGGUCAACGCACUUUUGGGACUGUCGGAAGUAUGCACGGCUGAAACGGAGAAUAUCCGGGUUGUUAAUACUGCUGGGAAGGUUUGGGGGAUUGAGCCGUUUAGGUUACCAGGUAUGGAAUACCUAUGCGGUCGUGGUUUCCUAACAACAGACGGCGAAAUGUGGAAUCACUCGCGAAAGCUCCUCAAACCAACAUUUUCCAAAACCAACAUAGUCGAUCUAAGUCCUCUCUCAAAAGAGCUAGACAAAUUGCUUGAAACAAUUCCAGCUAAUGGGUCUGUCAUCGACUUACAACCUGCGCUCUCUAACAUGGUAAGUUCCAAUCAAAAAUCUCCCCUGCAUUUUGUAACAAUAGAUCCAGUUCUCGCAACGUCAAUGGAUUUCCUCCUAGGAGUAUUACCAAGCGACGAAACACAUGAAGCACCUCAUACACCAAGUGUAUUCAUCGCAUCCUUUCACGAUGCGAUAUUCCGCACCAUGUUCCGAGUCCUGCUCGGAAGACUCUGGGCACUGGUCCCAAAAGCAAUAUAUCUGAAAAACUGCAAGAUAUCACAUGAGUUCAUUGAUUUCUACGUCGGCAAGGCCUUAGAGUCACAGGCUUCUACAGACAAGUAUGACGAGGAAGAUCUUGAUGCAGCUCCAAGGCAGAGUAUGGUUCGUAGUCUCGCGGCGCAAACAGAUGAUAGGGUUCAUAUCCGAAGUCAGAUCAUUCAGGGGAUGUUGGCUUCUGGUGAGACGAUUUCUGCUUUGCUUGGUAACACACUUUUGGUUCUCUCACGACAUCCGAAAUAUUGGGAACAAGUGCGAGCUGAAGCUCUGAGAGGCGGAAGUGAUCUUUUCCAAUUCGAUGCUCUGCGUAACUCACUACGCCUAUACCCCGUCUUCCCCGUCCUCGCCCGAGUCGCCCUCAGUGACACCACCCUCCCAACCGGCGGCGGCAAAAAUCAAGACUUACCAAUCUUCGUCCCCAAAGGUAGUACAGUAGUAAUGAGCUACUACACACUGCACCGCGACACCUCCAUCUUUGGCUCAAACGUCGAAACCUUCAGACCCGAACGCUGGGACGAGAUACAUCCCGAGCAAUGGGAGUUUUUGCCUUUCGGUGGCGGUCUUAGAGCGUGUAUGGCACAAAAUAAAGUGCUUGUCGAGGCGGCGUAUGUGCUUAUUCGUUUGGCAGCAAGAUUUGAGGUGCUGGAGUCGGGUGAUGAGGUGCCGUGGAAGGGACAGUUGAUGUUGACUUGUAAGAGUGCCAAUGGAUGUAAGGUCUCGCUUCGGAAAAGGGGGGGAACGGCCCCACUUUGA
This is a messenger RNA of Glarea lozoyensis ATCC 20868, 1524 nucleotides long. Its product is annotated as Cytochrome P450. Lineage: Eukaryota; Fungi; Ascomycota; Leotiomycetes; Helotiales; Helotiaceae. The coding region runs from base 1 to 1524 and encodes 507 amino acids. Gene Ontology annotation, molecular function: iron ion binding; oxidoreductase activity, acting on paired donors, with incorporation or reduction of molecular oxygen, reduced flavin or flavoprotein as one donor, and incorporation of one atom of oxygen; heme binding. The transcript is spliced from 3 exons. The record is from RefSeq and is a predicted model, not a curated record.